UGGAACUUCAUGGGCAACCAGGUCCCGUUGGAACGGUGUGGCUCGUACUGCCAUGCCUGCGAUCCAACGAAAGAUGGAUCGCUCCCAUGUUCCAGCGGCUAUGUCGGAUCCGAAGAGUUCGUGGAAACUAGAGAGGUCAAGCAGAUGCACGCUUGGACGUCACCGGCUGGAACCCCACGAGGUGGAGAUCGCCCAACUGCAUCCCAAAGUGGAACUGGCCUUGGUCUUCGACGGACACCAACGUCCGCCUUAAAUCGGUCAGGGACUAUGAGUCAAGCCACCAUCACUACAUCUCAGGAAGUAGGGGUGUUAGAAGGCUUGCUUGGCAGGCUCACUGGUCUAGAAGAGAAGACAUUGCAAUAUCCUGACGGCUCUACUUUCACUGGAUGCUUGCGAAAUGGACUUCGCCAUGGCCCGGGGGUUUUCAGAAGCCACACUGAGAUCUACGAGGGCGAGUGGCAAGAUGAUGUGCAGCAUGGCGCCGGAAGACAAAUAUGGAAUGAUGGGCGAUGUUACGAAGGACAAUAUGUGAAAGGCCAUUUCUCUGGAAAGGGAAAGAUGGUUUGGAAGACGCCGAAAGGUGACAUGUGCUAUCAAGGAGAAUACUUGGACGAUUUGAAGCAUGGAAUGGGCAAGUUCACAUGGCCAGAUGGAAGGUGUUAUGAUGGAGAGUGGCUGUGUGGAAAAAGGCACGGCCGAGGAGCCUAUACCACUUCCAGGGGUGAUUACCGCAUUGGAUACUGGUCUGAAGACCGGUUCAUACGCUGGGAACAAAAUUCGUGUGAGCAGGACAGUCUAAACCGGAUGUUGCGGUGACGCUGCUGGCCAAAGGUUCGUUUGAAAGCAGCUGAGUCCGCUCUAUGCUCCUGCCUGUUUGCACGGUAAUCGGUCGACUGGUCCCUUGUUU
Molecule: messenger RNA, 907 nt
Organism: Cladocopium goreaui
Lineage: Eukaryota; Dinophyceae; Suessiales; Symbiodiniaceae
Source: the annotation of a GenBank genome assembly